This is a messenger RNA of Trichophyton rubrum CBS 118892, 2829 nucleotides long. RefSeq names its product DNA mismatch repair protein msh-2. The transcript has 3 exons. The record is from RefSeq and is a predicted model, not a curated record. NCBI's taxonomy places the organism in Eukaryota, Fungi, Ascomycota, Eurotiomycetes, Onygenales, Arthrodermataceae. Gene Ontology annotation, cellular component: MutSalpha complex; nucleus. Bases 1 to 2829 code for a protein of 942 amino acids. Gene Ontology annotation, molecular function: mismatched DNA binding; ATP-dependent DNA damage sensor activity; ATP binding. Gene Ontology annotation, biological process: mitotic recombination; mismatch repair.
AUGGCGUCUCGUCCCGAGCUGAAGGUCGACGAUGAGGUCGGAUUUAUUAAAUUCUUCCGUUCAUUGAAUGCCGAAGAUGAGUCUACAGUGCGCGUGUUUGAUCGUGGUGACUGGUACACUGCCCACGGCGCAGAUGCAGAGUACAUUGCUCGCACAGUCUACAAGACUACAUCUGUGAUACGGACGCUGGGACGAAGCGACAGCGGGUUGGCAUCGGUGACAUUGUCAAUCACUGUCUUUCGAUCCUUUCUACGAGAAGCCCUUUUUCGUCUAAAUAAGCGAGUGCAAAUAUGGUCGUCACAAAACGGUGCUUCAGGAAGGGGCUGGAAGCUGGCAAAGCAAGCCAGCCCAGGAAACUUGCAGGAUGUGGAGGAGGAGCUAGGAGGAGCUUCUGGAGGAAAUGCAAUGGACACUGCACCUAUCAUUCUUGCUGUGAAGGCUGCCACAAAGGCCAAAGAGAUGAGACAUGUUGGCGUAUGCUUUGCGGAUGCGAGUGUACGCGAACUGGGGGUCAGCGAGUUCGUUGAUAAUGACCUCUACUCCAAUUUCGAGUCGCUACUUAUCCAGCUCGGAGUAAAGGAGUGUUUGAUACCUGCUGAGGGACAGAAGAAGGACGUUGAGCUAGCAAAGCUAAGACAGAUUGCUGACAGCUGCGGAGUGGCUAUUACAGAACGGCCGGCCGGUGCCUUUGGGACCAAGGACAUUGAGCAGGACUUAUCAAGACUGCUGAAGGAUGAGACUGGACCUGCUAUGCUACCACAAACAGACCUUAAGUUGGCUAUGGGCUCUGCUUCUGCUUUGAUCAGCUACCUCAACUCAAUGUCCGACCCUUCCAACUUCGGCCAAUAUCAGCUCUAUAAGCAUGACUUGGCACAGUACAUGAAGCUUGAUGCAUCUGCGCUCAGGGCAUUGAACCUCAUGCCUGGACCUCGGGAUAGCAUGAAGAACAUGAGUCUCUAUGGGCUACUAAAUCACUGCAAGACGCCUGUUGGAGGCCGGUUGUUGGCCCAAUGGCUGAAGCAACCACUGAUGAAUCACAAGGAUAUUGAGAAACGGCAGCAGCUAGUCGAGGCCUUUGUCACAGACACCGAGUUGAGACAGACCAUGCAGGAGAAUCAUCUUCGAUCCAUACCUGAUCUAUAUAGACUGGCCAAACGUUUCCAGCGUGGCAAAGCCAAUUUGGAGGAUGUUGUUCGUGUCUAUCAAGUGGUCAUUCGUAUACCGGGUUUCAUUAAUUCGUUCGAGGGGGUGAUGGAUGAGCAGUAUCAAACACCACUGGAUGCAGAAUAUACCGAUAAGCUGCGAAAACUCUCACAAGAUUUAGGGAAACUAGCUGAGAUGGUUGAGACGACGGUCGACCUAGAGGCUUUGGACAACCAUGAGUUCAUCAUCAAGCCCGAGUUUGACGAUAGUCUACGGAUAAUCAGGAAGAAACUUGACAAGUUGAGACAUGAUAUGGACUCCGAACAUAGGAGAGUUGGCCGGGAUCUUGGCCAGGACACGGAGAAGAAACUUUUCCUUGAAAAUCAUAGAGUGCAUGGCUGGUGCUUCAGGUUGACUCGAAAUGAAGCUGGGUGUAUUCGCAAUAAGCGAGAGUACCAGGAGUGCUCAACGCAGAAGAAUGGAGUAUACUUCACGACAUCAACCAUGCAGGCACUACGACGAGAGCACGACCAGCUCUCAAUGAACUAUAACCGGACACAGACCGGGCUUGUCGGCGAGGUUGUCAACGUUGCAGCCUCCUAUUGCCCCUUACUCGAGCAGCUAGCUGGAAUCCUGGCACAUCUUGACGUAAUAGUGAGCUUUGCUCAUGUAUCAGCACACGCACCAACGGCAUAUGUGAGGCCCAAAAUUCACCCGCGAGGAACGGGCAAUACCAUCCUCAAGGAAGCGCGUCAUCCUUGCAUGGAAAUGCAGGAUGAUAUCACUUUCAUCACCAACGAUGUCUCUUUGAUCAGAGACGAAUCCUCCUUUUUGAUCAUCACGGGUCCCAACAUGGGUGGCAAGUCUACCUACAUUAGACAGAUAGGAGUCAUUGCACUCAUGGCACAGACCGGAUGUUUUGUUCCCUGUUCAGAGGCAGAACUCACGAUCUUUGACAGCAUCCUGGCCCGAGUCGGUGCCAGUGACUCUCAGCUAAAGGGAGUAUCAACCUUCAUGGCAGAGAUGCUUGAGACCGCGAAUAUUCUGAAGUCAGCAACUUCUGAAUCUCUAAUCAUAAUUGAUGAGCUGGGCCGAGGAACAAGCACGUAUGAUGGCUUUGGUCUUGCAUGGGCGAUCUCAGAACACAUCGUGACGGAGAUUAAAUGUUUCAGCUUAUUUGCUACGCAUUUCCAUGAGCUCACGGCGCUGGAGGAACGGUACCCCAAGGCCGUGAGCAAUCUGCAUGUGGUAGCAUUCAUCGGCGACGGACCAGCGGCAGAAGGGAAGCAGAAAAAGAAUCAAGAAGUCACGCUGCUAUACCGAGUCGAACCAGGAGUCUGUGACCAGUCCUUUGGCAUCCACGUUGCGGAGCUGGUCAGAUUCCCGGACAAGGUGGUCAACAUGGCUCGUCAGAAGGCAGAGGAGCUUGAGGACUUUACCUCCUCUGGAGCUGAUGGUGACAGGAAGCAAAAGACCGCAGCGGCGGUGGAGAAGUUCACUGCUGAGGAGGUUGCGGAGGGCAAUGCGCUGUUGAAGGCGAUGCUGGUCAAGUGGAAGGCGGAAGUCGAGGCUCCUGGUAACGAGAAGAUGAGCGUGGAGGAGAAGAAGCAGCGGCUACGGGAGCUUGUUGCAGCGGAUGAGAAGCUGCAGGCCAACAAGGUGUUUUUGGAUAUCAAGGCUUUAUAA